Molecule: messenger RNA, 1836 nt
Organism: Arabis nemorensis
Lineage: Eukaryota; Viridiplantae; Streptophyta; Magnoliopsida; Brassicales; Brassicaceae
Source: the annotation of a GenBank genome assembly
AUGGCGAUCGGACCUCAGCUUCCCUGCGACGGAGACGAUGUAUGCAUGCGAUGCAAAACAAAACCACCAACGGAAGAAUGUCUCACGUGCGCCACGUGCGUCACGCCAUGGCACGUGGACUGUCUCUCGUCUCCACCACAAUCCCUCGCUUCCACUACACAGUGGACUUGUCCGGAUUGUUCCGGGGAUUCCGAUCUCGUUCCGGUUACCGGUAACCCCGGAAUUGGAUCUGAUGAGUCUGGGAUUGUUGCAGCGAUCCGUGCGAUUGAAGCUGAUGUGACUCUGACUGAGUCACAGAAAGCUAAGAAGAGGCAACAGUUGAUGAGUGGUAAAGCUGAUGUGGAGGUUGAGGAGGAGAAGAAGAAUGGUGUUGUGGCUUCGCUUGAUGAGAAUUUCAUUUGUUCUAUCUGCAAGGGUAUGCUUAAGAGACCUGUCUCGACGCCGUGCGGGCACAACUUCUGUUUGGAAUGUUUCAACGAAUGGGUGGUUAAAAAGAAGAAAUAUAACUGUCCGAGUUGCCGCACCAAAUUUACUAAAACAUUUGCAGAGAAUAUCAAAAUCAACCUUACUCUUGUUUCUGCUAUUCGUUUGUCGAAUGUUCCUGAAACUGCUGCUGUGGCUGCCCCGAAGCAUUAUCAUUUCAUAAGCAUAAAAAAUGACCACCUUCCCGACAAAGCAUAUAGGACUGCUCGUGCCAAGAAAACUGGGAUUGCUAAUGCUGCUAGUGGCAAGCGAUUUGUGACAACACCGCGUGAUCACUUUGGUCCCAUACCAGCUGAAAAUGAUCCCAAAAAUAAUCGGGGUGUUCUGGUUGGAGACUCUUGGAGCGACAGACAAGCUUGUAAGCAGUGGGGGGCUCAUAACCCACAUAUUUCUGGCAUUGCUGGGCAAUCAAAGCAUGGAGCUCAGUCGGUGGCAGUCGCUGGAGGUUAUAAGGAUGAUGUGGAUCAUGGAGAGUAUAUUCUCUACACGGGAAGUGGAGGCCGAGACCUUAGCCGCAAUAGAAGAACCAACGACAAGCAGUCUUCUGACCAGACCUUUGCAAAGGCUAAUGAAGCUCUUAGGUUGAGUUGCCAAAUGGGCUAUCCUGUCCGCGUUGUCAGGUCUGACAAGGAGAAGACUGCAUACGCCCCUAAGAAAGGGGUUAGGUACGAUGGGGUUUACAGGGUUGAAAAGUGCUGGCGAACAGUUGGAGAACAGGGUACUUUCAAGGUCUGUCGUUACCUGUUGGUUAGGUGUGACAAUGAGCCAGCUCCAUGGACCAGUGAUGAGCAUGGCGAUCGUCCAAGACCUUUGCCUGAUAUUCCAGAGCUUGAGAAGGCCAUUGACCUGUAUGAGAGAAAAGAAAGUCCAUCAUGGGAUUUUGAUGAAGCUGAUGGUCGUUGGAAGUGGGUGAAGGCUCCACCUGCUAGCAAACUUGCUAUGAAUCCCGAGGGGAGGAAGAACAUGAGAAAAUCCAAGGGAGCUGAUAACAGUACUAUCAGGGACAAACUUCUGAAAGGAUUUAACUGCACAAUCUGUAAGAAUGUGAUGAGUCUUCCGGUGACCACUCCUUGCGCGCACAAUUUCUGUAAGGCGUGCCUAGAAUCUACAUUUGCUGGGGUAACUCAGAUUAGAGAAAGAAGCCGCGGUGGACGUACUCUGCGUUCACAAAAGAACAUCAUGAAGUGCCCUUCUUGCACAACUGACAUCUGCGACUUUCUCCAGAACCCACAGGUCGAUAACAAAAUCUCUUCUUCUUGCAUUGUUUAUGGUGAACAGAGAACUGAUGGAAGUGAUCGAGAAGCUGAAGAAGAAAGACGAGGAGACUGUAGUACCAAUGGAAGAAAACUAUGA